Uranotaenia lowii is the source of this 681-nucleotide messenger RNA. RefSeq lists its product as uncharacterized. NCBI's taxonomy places the organism in Eukaryota, Metazoa, Arthropoda, Insecta, Diptera, Culicidae. The coding region runs from base 1 to 681 and encodes 226 amino acids. Gene Ontology annotation, molecular function: nucleic acid binding. The record is from RefSeq and is a predicted model, not a curated record. The transcript is spliced from 2 exons.
AUGGUUGCCAACGUGACUGGAAAAAUUCGUGGUCAUAGCAAUAGAGGAACCCCUUUGGUAAUCAACAACGUGCUUUCCAUUCCUGAGUUGAGGGAUAACUUGAUGUCGGUGAAAAAGCUGACAAGUGCUGGUAUCCAUGUUAGUUUUGGAGCAAACCAAGCUGUGCUCAAGAAAGACGGAGAAAUCGUAGCAACGGCCAAGCAACGGGGUGGUUUGUACGAACUGAAAGUUUUCGUUGAGCAGAAGUCGGUAAAUGCAUGUGAGGCGAAUCUAAAUGUUCUUUGGUACCGUCGCCUGUGCCAUCUGAGCCAACAAGGUAUGCGAACAAUAGUGAAGAACAAUCUGGCUACCGGAAUGGACAUCAAAGCAGAUCGUCUGGAGUUUUGCGAUGCCUGUGUGCGUGGGAAAAUGUGUCGAGAGCCAUUCCAUGGUACCCGAAUCAGAGCAACGAGGCCAUUGGAGAGAAUCCAUUCGGAUGUAUGGGGCCCUAUUGGAUCAAGGUUUUUCGUCUCCUUAAUCGAUGACCACACACACUUUGCCGUGGUUUAUUCGAUGCGCCGGAAGUCUGAGGUUUUUAAGAGCUUACGGGAAUUUCCAAAUUUACCAUGGAUCAAGGAUAAAGGUAUCCAGAUCGAGCCAACGGUUGCAUACACGCCCCAGCAGAACAUAUGUUUCCCUUGA